GCACUGUUUCCGGUUGUCAUUUGCUUUCUUCCCUUCUUCCUGCUCAUGUCAAGGUCAAGAGCGGAUGAAGACUUCACGCCUCAGAGCAGCUUACGGAAAUAUUUUUUCGUCGGAUUUACUACAGACUCUUGUGUAGAGGUCAGGUAGCAGUCAAAAUGUUGCAGUUGCACGCGCUCGCACUUUGCCGAAACGACGUUCGUACAGGACAAAUUCACAUUAAAGUGUAGGAUUAUUUCAUUAAAUUUCGUGUGGUCCAAGGCAUUGACGUAACAUAGGAGAAGUGAGGUCAUGUUUCCGAACUACUUUGCUAAAGAUGAGACGGAGUCAGAAAAACAGUCAAUGUUGCCGUUCCAAGGGAGACGGAUUUGAGAUCUGUACAGGAUCGGCCGCCGCGCCGCGCCUCGCCCCACCACACCCCUCCCAUAUAUAUGUAACAUUUUUUGUGUGGAAGCGCUCCACCGCCCGGGCCCGCGCCAGACACUGUGUGUGUAAUAUUUGCCUUGCUAAUCGAAUGCGGACAGAGGGGUUCGAACACCCCGUUGCCGCGCCGCGCCACCCCGGCACCCCACCGCGCCGCCACGCCCCGCCACGCCGCGCCGGGCCAUGAGACCAUCGCGAUGGGUGAGGCCUGCGGUUGAGCCGCGGCCGGACCGGGAGCCGCUGAGCUCGCCCUGAGGGGCCCUGCCCGCCCCCGGCCUCACCCCCGGCGCCGCCCCCUCCGCCCCCGCCCCCGCCGGCGGCCCGCCGCCCCCAGCAUGCGGACCACCGCCAGGCCGCCGCCGUCGCCGCACCUGCCGCUGUUGCUGCUGCUCCUCGCCCUCGGAACAGGGCGGUGCGCGCAGCGUGAGCCCAACUCAAAGCAGCAACACCUGGAGACGGUGGCGCCGGUGGUGGUGCUGGGGGCCAGCGAGAGCGGCCGGCCGGAGGUCAGCACGUCGCCGAUGCCGCCCUCCACCGUGGCCGCGACGGCCGCGCUCCCCACGCCGCCAACCACGGUGGACCCGCACGCCCCGUGGGUGGACAAGGCGCACUCUAGGAAUGUGACGGCCCUGCUGGGGAAGACGGCCUACCUCACCUGCAGAGUGCGCAACCUAGGCAACAAAACGGUGUCUUGGGUGCGGCACCGUGACAUCCACCUGCUGACCGUGGCGCGCUACACGUACACCAACGACCAGCGCUUCCGCGCGACGCACAACGCGCAGUCGGACGACUGGAUCCUGCAGCUCAAGUACCCGCAGCACCGGGACGCUGGGAUCUACGAGUGCCAGGUGUCCACCACACCGCACCAGUCGCACUUCAUCCACCUCAGCGUCGUCGAACCAAAGACGGAGAUUGUGGGCGGGCCGGAGCUGUUCAUUGACCGGGGCUCCACCAUCAACCUCACGUGUGUCAUCCUGUACAGUCCGGAGCCACCGGCGUACGUCUACUGGAACCACAACGACUCGAUCAUCAGCUACGAGUCGCCGCGCGGCGGAGUGACGGUGACCACGGCCAGGGGGGACACGACGACCAGCGUGCUGCUCAUCCGGAAGGCACGGCCCUCGGACUCCGGCCAGUACAAGUGCAACCCGUCCAACGCGCAGCACCAGACCGUCAGCGUGCUCGUGCUCAACGGAGAGCUCCCCGCCGCCAUGCAGCACGGCGGCCAGGGCAAGCACCAGACGUCGCACCUCGGGCCGCUGCUGUUCGGCGCGCUGGCCGCGCUUCUCUGGCACGGUCACUCCUCAUAGUGAGGGCCUCCGUGAGGGCCCCCGCGAGGACUCCGAGCUGGUCCCCCGGGCCCCGCUGCGGUCCGCGCCGCCCUGGAAUAGGCCUCGCCCCCCUCCGCCUCCCCCGCCGCCACCCCGGGGCCCCCCGGGGGGCGCGCCGCUCUCACGGCCCCCGGAGGACGGCCCGCCAUUGGCCGCCACGCAUCCGGCCGCCCCUCCGCAUCCGGGUGGCCCCCGCGCGCCGCCCCCACAUGCCGCCCCCGCCGGGCGGAGGGCCGGGACAGAUAACAAGUUGUGGUGUGAACACUACUCGUGGUGAAACUGUAUGUGAUAUGUCCUGUGUGACAAAAGUAAGUUACGUAAUGGUUGUGCCGCUGGAGCCGGCGUUCCAGCGGUGGCGGCCGAGGGUGCUUGCCCCUGGGCUCAAAAAAAAUAAUAUGCAGAGUUACAGAGAAAAAGAGAGAGAGAGGAGGCGGGAGGGCCCUAGUUCACAUUUGUUGAACCGAAGCGAACCGUACGACCUUUUCGCUAGUCCCACUACGGUAAUGGGCAUGGUUUCCCUGCCCCCAACGCUCUCACUCUCUCAACUUGCCCACCCGGCCGGCCCCUCCGCUGGCACCGCUGCCGUGCACUGUGGAGUACUAACGUGUAUAUUUUUAUCAGUAUUAUUUGGCUCCCCCGUGCAGGAGCACAUAAUUGUUUUUGUUAUUUCUGUUAUUGUUUUCGGCUUGGGUGAGGGUGACUGAUGGUAAUGCUUUUUGUACAUAAAUUUAUACACAACGAGUGCAGACAUAGAGACGACUGUUGUCGCCAUUCGUCGCAUUACUCUUGUCAGGAAAGGAACCGAGCUGUGAAAAUUUUUCCGGCAAGUGAAAUGUGUUAGAAUUUGCUGAGAUCAUUAUUCACUUAAAAAAAAUGUUUUGCAAAUUUGUUCAAAAAUGCGUAAUUGUUUUAUAAACUAUCAGAUUCAGUUUGAUGUAUUGCAUUUCAAUCAUCUUCCAUUUAAAAAUUCAUUUCACAAGUUCAUGGUGUAUGCCCCUCAUUUUAUUCUCGAAUUUAAUCAUGUGCGCGUGUACCCUAUGGAAAUUUACCUAAAGGCCUUUGUGUAUUUAACCCCUAAUUAAGUUUAGGUUUUAUACGAAUUCUUGGGCUUAUAUUGGCCACCGCGUCAGAUAAUUGUUGAGCAUCAUGCCGUGGGUUAGGCAAUAAAGUAAAACCUUAUUACGGUUUUCGUAAAACUUUCCAUAUGUGUUUGAGUAUUAAGGUGACAGAGUUUCCUAAACGCGAGCAAAAUUUUUACGCCAGGCGUGAUGAAGGUCGGUUCCCGAUUGGCCGCGCGCUUACGGAGCGUGAAAAUCACGCUUGCGUUUCGUGAACUCUGCAUCCAUACUGAUGUUCAUCAGAACGCACUUUGCCUACGGAGAUGUCGUGACAUAUUUUCUUCCGUGCUAGCCAUAAUUGGAAACUACUUGUGAUUUCCCUUUUUAAAAAGGCGGUAAUUCUGUCAGAUUAAGGUCACAAAAACAUUUGAAACGUUUGAAUUUGCUACAAUGGCCGCAACACUUUUCCAGGAUACUUAUCCGAUGUCUAGAAACCUUCGAGGGCAAUAUACUAUACUUCCUGAACGGCAUUACGACUAAAAGAUAAACAGAAUAUUUGUAAAUAAGAGUGUAUAUAACUAAUAUUUCGUUUCUUUUUGUUUUGCUAAGCCGUGCUAAUAACGGGUAAUGUAAAUAACAGUUGCAAAACGCAUUCCUUUGUAUAAAAAAAUAAAGUUUUAUUGAAAGUAAGAAA
This is a messenger RNA of Frankliniella occidentalis (western flower thrips), 3503 nucleotides long. RefSeq names its product zwei Ig domain protein zig-8-like. Bases 756 to 1730 code for a protein of 324 amino acids. NCBI's taxonomy places the organism in Eukaryota, Metazoa, Arthropoda, Insecta, Thysanoptera, Thripidae. Gene Ontology annotation, biological process: synapse organization. Gene Ontology annotation, cellular component: neuron projection membrane. The record is from RefSeq and is a predicted model, not a curated record. The transcript is spliced from 9 exons.